AUGUCAACCGAACCAACAUCUAUUGGGGGUAGUGUUACACCUCCUACUUCGAUAGAUUCUGAAAAUUCGGGAGUUGGAGCUUCAAUCCAAACAAAGGGGACUACCGGGAAAAGAAAAGCCCCUCCUCAAAGGUCAGAAGUUUGGUCUCACUUCACUAAAUUUAUUAAUAGUGAGGGUGCAAGUAAGGCUAAAUGUAAUUAUUGUGAAAAGGAAUUUUGUUGUGAUAUGAAAAAAAAUGGUACGGGAUCAUUGAAAUAUCAUAUUGGUUCAUGUAAGAAAAAUCCUAGUAAUGUUGUUGACACUAGUCAAGGACAACUAGUUUUACCUAGAAAGGGAGUUGAAGGGGGGGAAGAGAAUCUUUCAACUUGGAGAUUUGAUCAAGAAGCAUGUAGGAAAGGAUUAGCACAAAUGAUUCUGAUUGAUGAAUUACCUUUCAAAUGA
Messenger RNA from Gossypium raimondii (Peruvian cotton), 441 nucleotides. RefSeq names its product zinc finger BED domain-containing protein RICESLEEPER 3-like. Lineage: Eukaryota; Viridiplantae; Streptophyta; Magnoliopsida; Malvales; Malvaceae. The record is from RefSeq and is a predicted model, not a curated record. Gene Ontology annotation, molecular function: DNA binding. The coding region runs from base 1 to 441 and encodes 146 amino acids. The transcript is spliced from 2 exons.